Periophthalmus magnuspinnatus is the source of this 7439-nucleotide messenger RNA. RefSeq names its product v-ski avian sarcoma viral oncogene homolog a (gene skia). The transcript has 7 exons. The coding region runs from base 369 to 2582 and encodes 737 amino acids. Lineage: Eukaryota; Metazoa; Chordata; Actinopteri; Gobiiformes; Gobiidae. The record is from RefSeq and is a predicted model, not a curated record. Gene Ontology annotation, molecular function: SMAD binding; DNA-binding transcription factor activity, RNA polymerase II-specific; RNA polymerase II cis-regulatory region sequence-specific DNA binding. Gene Ontology annotation, biological process: negative regulation of BMP signaling pathway. Gene Ontology annotation, cellular component: nucleus.
GCACAGCCACAGUGUGCAGAGAAGAGCGAGGCACGGCUGACAGAGGGGAGCUCCACGGCGAAACGAGCACCACCCUGGAAUACGGAUACUAUCUUUUCCCGAGCGGAAGUUUUCUUUGGCUUUAUGUUCGGAUUAGGCGCCGGGGGAAUGGACAGUUGGCGAGGCGCAGAGAGCGACUGGCCACUGUUCACUCACUAGUCCCCGGGAGCUUGCAAAAACUCGCUUCGUGGAAGUAAUGCUGGGUGUUUGAUGAAGCGUUUGGCAAACUCAGUUACUUUUGAACCACCGUGGAUUUACCCCGAUCGAGCGCGGGCAGAUAGUUGUGCUUUGCCCAGAAGGAUAUCGCCUCGUAAAGUUUUCGGGAAAACAUGGAGACUGUGAGUCGGCAGAGCUUCCAGCCUCAUCCGGGACUGCAACAAACCCUUAAGCAGUUCCACCUCAGCUCCAUGAGCUCUCUAGGCGGCCCAGCGGCUUUCUCUGCGCGCUGGCAGCAUGAGCUGCUCUUCAAGAAGGACGGGAAGGAGCCCGAGCCGGUUCUACAACACCUCCCGCCGCCGGUAAUGCCCGGUCCCCUCUUCAUUCCCUCGGACCGCUCCACGGAGCGCUGCGAGACCGUGCUUGAGGGCGAGACCAUCUCGUGCUUUGUGGUCGGCGGAGAGAAGCGCCUGUGCCUCCCGCAGAUCCUGAACACGGUGCUGCGAGACUUCAGUCUGCAGCAGAUCAACGCCGUGUGCGACGAACUGCACAUUUACUGCUCCCGCUGCACCGCGGAGCAGCUGGAGAUCCUCAAAGUCAUGGGGAUCCUGCCCUUCUCUGCGCCGUCCUGCGGCCUUAUCACCAAAACGGACUCGGAGCGCCUGUGUAACGCCCUCAUCUAUGGAGGCACCUACCCACCGCGCUGCAAGAAGGAGCUGAGCGGCUCCCUGGAGCUGGAGAUCACAGAGAAGAGCUUCAAGGUGUACCACGAGUGCUUCGGCAAGUGCCGGGGCCUGUUCGUGCCCGAGCUGUAUAGCAGCCCCGGUGCAGCAUGCAUCCAGUGCAUGGACUGCAGACUCAUGUACCCCACGCACAAGUUCGUGGUGCACAGCCAUAAGGCGCAGGAGAACAGGACUUGCCACUGGGGCUUUGACUCGGCCAACUGGAGGGCCUACGUCCUCCUGGGGCAGGACUACACCGCCAAGGAGGAGAAGGCCCGCCUGGAGCAGCGCCUGGAUGAGCUUAAAGAGAAGUUCGACUUCACCAACAAGUACAAGAGGAAGCUCUGCUCCAGGAUGCCAGAGCCCACCCCUCUGAAGAAGCCCAAACAUGAAGACGUAUGCCCCCCCUCCCCUGUGCCGGAGAAGCCCAAGCACCACGCCGUCCUCCAGGCCCUGUCCCAGAAGGGAGUGAACUGCCUCCAGCCCAGGCAGAGGCCCUCAGCGUUCAGACCCUGGUCCCCUCACAUCUCCAGUGGGGAGAAGGAGCCGGCUGGACAUCCCCUAGCCCUGCUCCGGGACAGCUUCUACAACUUCAAGAGCCUGGAGAGCGCCGUGGCCCCCAAUGUGGCCCUCACCCCUCUGCACUUGGGGAAAAUGGGCCCCAUGUCGCCCUCAGUCCCCAGCACCUCCCACCCCAGCGGAGGUGAGGCUCCCGGGGAGAGUGCCAACAGCAACUGCCGGUCCCGGAAGCGGAGGGCCACCGGAGACCAGGGACCCCCAGCCACCGAGGGUCCCAGACCCACUGCACCACCCGUCUGUAAGAGCCCUGCACCCUCACUCCCCAACGAUAAGGACUCGGAGGUGGAGAUAGAAGUUGAAAGUCGUGACGAGUUCACAUCGUCCCUGUCCUCUCUGUCUUCUCCAUCCUUUACCUCCUCCAGCAGCUCAGCCAAGGACCUGAGUUCUCCGGGGUCUCUGGGGCCCGUCAGUUCAGCCUCUGCUUCAGAGAGCCAAGUGGCCCCUCCCCCUCCCACUCCCGCCCAACCCCCCUCCACUCUGGCUCCGCCCACAGAAUAUGGCCUGGAGUCGGACCUGGAGAGUCUGAGGCAGGCUCUGGACUCUGGACUGGACUCAAAAGAGGCCAAGGAGAAGUUUCUCCAUGAGAUCGUGAAGAUGAGAGUAAAGCAGGAGGAGAAGCUGGGCUCCGCGCUGCAGGCCAAGCGCAGCCUCCAACAGGAGCUUGAGUUCUUGCGAGUGGCCAAGAAGGAGAAGCUGCGUGAGGCAACGGAGGCCAAGAGGAGCCUAAGAAAGGAGAUUGAACGUUUGAGAGCAGAGAGCGAUCGCAAGAUGAAGGACGCCAACGAGGCCCGACUCUGCCUCAAGAGGGAGCUAGAGCAAGCCCGGCAGCUGCGCGUCUGUGACAAGGGCUGUGAGGCGGGACGACUGCGCGCCAAGUACUCCGCUCAGAUUGAAGACCUCCAGAUGAAGCUCCAGCAUGCUGAGGCUGACCGUGAGCAGCUCCGCUCAGAUCUGCUUCAGGAGCGGGAGGCCCGGGAACACCUGGAGAGAGUGGUCAAGGAGCUUCAGCAACAGCUCUGGCCCAAGUCCUCCAGUGGGACCAGCUGUAAGCAGGAGGAUGCAGAGGACACACCGCUGGACGUGUAGAACAUCUACAGAACUUCACUAUAGCGCCACCAGCACACUCCGACACGGCUCCUCCAAUGAGCAUGGGCACCCAACAGAACUUUGUCCAAGAGGUGUUCCAAUGUUCCACAAAAUCCCCUUUUUUACUAAUCUUGCACCAAGUUCUUCACUGUGACCCUAGAGAAGAUGGCAACAUUAUAAGAUAUUCAAAUAUCAACAGUGAAAGUGAUUGGAGCAAAGCCUCAGGAGCUAGCUCGUGGACGACCAAAGUGAGCAGACUGAACAAAUGUGGUCCCCUGGACAUGUUUGUCCCCUGGAGAGGUCUGGGCGCCUUGAGACGUCCAGGCCCCUGGCAUGUACCUUGGACUAGUCUCAUGGAGGUGGUUGAUAGCACUUGAGAAGAACCGUGCUGAGCUGGACCAGGCUGCGUUCACUCAACACUGACCCCUGCUUUGGCCUUCAAUGGCUACUACCAGAUUUUCAGUUAAAUUAAUGUAAAUAUUUGUGUUUUUUACUUAUAAACUGAAUGGCACUUUGACUCAUUGGAAAGCAGACACAGUCUUCUUGUUCUCAGCGAUCAUCCAUAGACACAUGUAACCAUUGAUAAUGGCAGACUUUUGUAAAUACGAGGAAAGUUGGAGCUGUCCUGUGGGGGGUAUGAGGCGCUCUGUGAGGGUCCUGUUUGCACCACAACAUCGAGUACCGGUACUCCUCAUCCAGGCACUAAGUCAAACAUCAGUCUAUGUACAUCCAAUUGAUACUUACACUGGGGGGGUUUACAUGCACCUAUAUGGAGGAAUUUUCAUCAGUUACCAUGGUGACACAAUGCACACACUGCAAACAGCAAACACUGCCAAAAAUUUUUUAAGAUAGUCUGAAAGCUCAAGAAAAAAAUACAAAAUGGCUUUAAACAACACAUUUUCAGGAGCCUGUGAUCAAUAUGAGUGUUCAUGGUCCGGUUUUGGCGUUUGAUUUUCAACAAAAACGCUGAGGGUGACUAACUGAAAAACUGCUGGCUAAUGCUAGCUAGUUUGUGACUGUAAUUUUAUGUGUGAGAGACAUAAAUCAGCUCACCUGUUGAAGUUCCAGCUAAGUCAGUUCUUUAUAGGCAAAUUGUGUUAAAAUAAACCUCAGAUUAAAGCCUAACUUGAGUAAGAGAGCUUCCGACAGAGCAGAGCCUACAGUUAGCAUCACACAGCAGGGAAUGUUGAUGACAUCAGCUGCAAAGUAUCAAUAGUUUACAAUUGCUAUGCAGAAUCAAACUCUGUUUUUAGACACUCAAAGCCAGUAAUGGUAAAGGCGAAUGUAACUGCCAAUCUGCCCUGAUAAAUGAUACCACAUUCAUGUUAUCAUGAAUGUGGUAUCAUUUAAUACCAUAUUCAUGUUUAGGUAGGUGAAAUGUCUUGCCCAAGGACACAACAACAUUAAAGUGCAUAUGACCAGUUUUCAUGUCUUCUAAUUAUUAUUUGGUUUGAGAUAGUACCUGUGGUAAGUAUUUAUAAUAGUUUUACGUCUGUUAAGUGGCAAUUUGUGGGAAAAAAGUUAGUUAUGAAAUUACACCAACGUAGGUCAUAGCUGCUGCCUGUGUCCAACCAGGAAGUCAAAUUAUAAUAUAAACUUGAAAAAAACAGGCAAGAUUUUUUGAAAAAUCUUGAAUAUAAUUAUGUUAACCAUGUUUUAGUUAAAUUAGUAGUCUUACCUGUCAUAUGCACUUUAAUAGCUAGCUGGAGCUAGGAUUAAACUGCUAACUUGGCUAAAUAGUUAGUCCAGGAUUGCAUGACAUUUUGGUGCCUGCUUCUCUGAUAUUUUUGAUUGUAUUCAUAGACUGUAUGUAUAAAUGGACAUAGCUAACCCACUAGCCACUGCGUUUCAAGUAGGAAGUGAGCAUGGGUGCACUUCAAGCUCCAUCGACUCCAAAUUACAUUUACAUCGCUCCAAUUUACUUUCUAUUGAAAAAACGUUGCACCUCUUUCCUUAAUUGCUGUUGUCAGACUCAUCAUUUCGGUCUUAAAAUGUUUGUUUUAAUCCACUCUACAUGGUCCUUUUUAUUUCACUAUUUUGUCUGUAAAUCAAGAUUUGAUAUAAGGUUUGGUUGACAGCAUUGCUAAGAGCGAAGUGAUGCAGGCAGGAAGGGGUGUUAACUUCAACAGCCUCGCUCCUGAUUGGCUGUUUGGCUGCUAUAAAACUCGCGGUCGGAAUUCCAAAUAUGAAACAUUUAUUUGACUGGAGCCAAAUGCUAUGGGUGACUUCACACUCCCUUAGUCCACUUCUUUAUACAGUCUAUGAUUGUACUUUGUUUUUGUGCAGCAAAUUGAGGAGUAUCUGAUGGAGGUGUUAACAGGGCCCUUGGGGCUGUAGGGGGCACUCCCCCUCACUUGGCGGGUACAAUGCAAUCCGAAUGUACAUGACCGUCUUUUCUUUGGUGUUGUGUUAGUGUGGACAUAUUUGAUCUGUUCUUUUCCAAUAGCAUUGUUACUUUUUGCAUGAGUUUUGCCAUACACGUAUAUAGUCAGAUAUUGGGCAUUGAUAAUGUACUCGUAGGGGUUAUAUUAAUAUGCAAUAUGAAUAAACAAUCAGAUCAAAAAGUCAAAUGUCAAAUGCUGGACAACCUCAAGUGCCUGUGGGCCGAAGGUGUCCAAGAGCAGAUUUGAGAGUGCUUUAUUUGAAAUAUGCAUGCAAGACCUUUUCUAAUCUCAUUGCUCAAAUUGGUACCGAACUUUUUAUAUUUGUUUUUACACUUGACAAAAAAAUAUCUCUCACGUUUUCUACAAAAGAGGAGACAAAAUGUUUUCUAAACGGACAAUUACGAAGCAAUAACAGUCUAUAUGAAUACAGAAACUAGCCAGUGUGAAGAAUUACAUUUGUAAAUAUGUUUUUCAACUCUAUAAUGUGUAAGAUAUGUACAUGCUGUUUACUUUUUCAAACAAAUUCUUACUUUACUAUAGCUGUCUCUUUUUGAUGAUAUAAUGCAGUGACACAUGCUGCUGGACUUCACUGGGAGUCUGUGGAGGGAUGUCUCGUCCCUUGUCCCCUAUGCUCACGUCCACCUGCCCUCAUGUCUUCCUGUCUCAAUGUCCACUUAUGUUCCUUUUUCCCCCAUAUGUCCCUGUCCCCAUGGCUCACUUAUUCAUGCCCCUCUGUCCAUCUGUCCCUAUGUACUUUAUCCUAACUUCAGUUGUCCCUCUGUCCCCAUGUCUUAAUAUCCCCUUUUCCUAUGUUCAAUUUCACUAUGUCCACUGGCCUUUCUUUCAACCCUAUGUCCCUGUCCCCAUAUUCAUGUCCCUCUGUCCGUCUGUCCCUAUGUACUUGAUCCUGAGUUCAAUUGUCCUCCGUCCUCAUGUCCACUGGUCCUGAUGUCCGCUUGUCUCAAUGUCCACUUUUUCCUAUGUUCGGUUACACUGUGUACAAGUCUUUUUUCCCUAUAUUCGUCUGUCCCUUAUCCAUGUCCCCCUACCUCUCUUUCCCUAUGUCCCCAUUUGUCCCACUAGUCUCACACUACCCGUCCCCACAACCAUCCACCAUGUCCCUACAUGUACCUCCAUUAAUCCAUCUCUCCUCGUGUCCUCCCAUGUCCCACUGUCCACUUGUCCCAAUGUCCAGUCGUCCCUCUGUCCCUAGAUGCACCUGUUCCUCUUUCCCUCUGUUCUGAUGUCUCUUUCCCUCUGUUCUGAUGCCUUCCUGUUUUCCUGUCCUGAUGUUCUCUUGUCCUUCUGUACCAAUGUCCCCCUGUACCCAAGUCCCUCAUUUGCCUUACCCCACGCCCCUACUAGCAGUGUUGGAAAGAACAUUUACUGAAUACCUGUAUUAAAAUGUAUUUUGUAAAGUAUUUUGAUACAUGAUCCAAUCAGAAACCUGUAUUCUGAAUACUUUGAAUACUUUUAUAUCAAAGUUACACAUGCACAAAUUUGUAACAAAUUUGAGGAGGGAAAAAAAAUGUAGAACUGUAGAAACACACAUCACAAGGGUAUUGUUUUCUAUCUUUCUUACUAAUGCCUUGCAGUUUGAAGCCUAAAUUAUAUGAUCAAUUACCAAAAUGUAUUCUGAAUACCACCAAAUAAAAUGUACCAGAGUACAGUUACUCAAAACCUGUAUUCUGAAUACAUAUUUUUAGUACAUACAUUCAAUUACUUCCCAACUCUGCCCACUAGCUCCUCUUUUCUCAUGUUCUCCUGUCCCAUUACCCUCUGUCUCCCAGUACCUAUGUUUACUUGUCCCUAUGUUCACUAGUCCACUUAUCCUCAGACUAAAUGGUUUGUAGGCUUGGGUGAUCAAGCAAUAUAAGUAAAAAUUAAUCAUAUUGUGACCCUAUGACAAUCUAUGGAUACACCCCACCUCCUAUUGGUCAGCCUCUGUCAAUCUGCCACGAGUGAGUAACAGGUGCUUUCAAUUAGAGUGAAGUGUGAACUCUCAGUUGAAACAGAUUUACAAAGUGAUCCGAUCGAAAUUGGAAUAUAAUUUUUGCCAUAUCGCCCAGCCCUACUCAAAUAUUAUUAUACAAAGUUCAUAUCAUGAUUAUUAACCAUACAAUAUAACAUAGCCUGACUUAGUACCCUACCCACUCUCCCAAACCCCUCCCCCGGAGACACAGACCCCUCCCCCCAGCGACACAGCCUCCAUUGUAAAGGACUUGAUGAGAUUAUGUUCAAAAAUAGCCGUGCUCAUACCCAACAGUGACUGAAUGUACAGUGUAUAGAAGCAUAUGCAGAAAUAAAGUUGUUUUGUCGAGAUUGCUGACCCACUUCUGCUGUUUUUAUCCCAACAACACAAAUCCUAAUUAUGAGGCUUUUGUUAAAUGAGCUCAGGAUUAAAGAGAAUUCAGAAACCAGAAGAUUCAUUUGAAACAACCACACCAAACUGUACUAUAUACCACACACACAU